UAAUGUGAGGGCUACUAAACUUAUAGGCUAACAGUCGACCCAACGACAAACACUGCUGACAGAAAAAAGGAGAUCCGUCUCAUAUUAUCUGUGUCAGUGUGAUGGAUGUGGACACAUCCGGGGGGAUUUUAGAUGAGGAUGUGGCAAUGCAGAUGAUGAUUGAACAGAGUCUCCAGCAGAGCCACAAACCAACACAGCUGAAGAGCUCUUACAGUGGAGACGCCUGCAGGAUUGUUCAAAUUUCACCUGAGCGAGAGAAGAUUUUCAGCGCAAUAAAAGAUGGUGAUGAAAACUCUCUGCGUAAACUGACCGUCCACGAUUGCUGUUUCUCUGAGGAAGACUCCACAGGCUUCAUCCCUUUACAUGAGGCCGCCAUUCAGAACAACCUAAACAUUCUGCAGAUCACCUUCACCGCGUCUCCUGAAGAAGCGAAGCACAGAAAGACUCAUCGAGGGAAAACUGCGCUCUUCUUAGCAGUGGAGAAAGGGCUUCUGGACAACACUUUCUUCCUGCUGGAUCAUGGCAGCAGUCCAGACCCGCUGGAUAAAGAGGAGGACUCGCCUCUCAUUGUAGCAAUCAGAAAUGAUCAGCGUGAGAUGGUGGAUCUGCUGCUAAGGUUUGGAGCGCGUGUGAAUCAGGAGUGUGUGAACCGCAGGACGGCUCUUCAUGAAGCUGCUCGACUGGGCCUGACGGAGAUUCUGGAUCUGCUGAUAAAGAACGGAGCUCAUGCUGAUCCUCGCAGCUCUUUUGGCCUCACACCGCUGGCUUUAGCAGCACAGGCCGGAUACCUGGACAUCAUGCGGACACUAAUACACAGAGGUGCUGAUGUUGAGUCUCAGGCUCAGGAUUGUGCAACCAUCUUGUUUGAGGCUUGUAUUUCAGGAAACCCUGAUGUGAUUUCAUUACUGCUGAAGUCCGGCGCAGAUGCAAACGUCCCCAAACACACCGGACACCUGCCCAUCCACAGAGUAGCUCAUCGUGGACACCUCAAGGCCCUCGCUCUCCUGAUUCCCGUCACAUCGUGGGACGCAGUGGACGACAGCGGCAUCAGUCCUCUUCAUUCAGCUGCCGCCGGUGGACACACACACUGUUUAGAGAUGCUCCUCAAUGCCGGAUAUGACCCAAAUUUCAUGCUCCACCCGUGGGUUCGCCGCAGCUACGAUGAUAAGCGUCAGUCUGCACUGUAUUUCGCUGUGUCCAAUGAUGACGUCUCCUCCGCCAGAGUAUUGCUGGAGGCCGGAGCCAUGCCCAACCAGGACCCCGUCAAAUGCCUGCAGGUGGCGCUGCGUCUGGGCAACCAAGAGCUGAUCCGGCUGCUGCUCCGAUACGGUGCCAAUGUAAAUUAUUUCUGCCGUGUAAACACCACACACUUCCCCUCGGCACUGCAGUACGCUCUGAAGGACGAGCUGGUGCUGCGGAUGCUGUGUAAUUAUGGUUACGACGUGGAGCGAUGCUUUGACUGUCCGUAUGGAGAAGGGUCGCAUGUGCCGCGCGGAUAUGAGGGAUGGACUGAUACCGUCAUCAAAGACACUCUGUUUUGUGAGGUGAUUUCGGUCUCCUUUUUGAAGCAUCUCUCGGGGAGCGUCGUGCGCAUCAUGAUGGAUUAUGUGGAUCAUGUGAACUUCUGCUCCAAACUGAAGGCUGUCCUCAUGGAGCAAAAACAGUGGGCUGAGAUCUGCCACUUUCAAGAGAACGUGCGCUGUCUGCAGCAUCUCUGUCGGCUGAAGAUCAGGGCUUGCUUGGGUCGACUGCGUUUAAGAGCUCCCAUUUUCAUGAGUUUUCUUCCACUGCCGAAGAGACUGAAGCAUUACAUCCAGUACAGAGAAUAUGACCUGUACGGUCAGAAAUGCCAAACGCAGAGCAAAUGAGCCAGAGCAACACACACAAUCACUGUUGUCCACUAUAUACAUGUUUAUUCUGCAACAUUAUUAACAUAUAUUAACAGUGUCUUAAAGGAGACCUGUUAUGCCGUUUUGUACAAGAUAAGUCUCUGAUGUCCCUACAGUGUGUGUGUGUGUGUGUGUGUGUGUGUGUGUGUGUGUGUGUGUGUGUGUGUGUGUGUGUGUGUGAAGGUUCAGCUCAAAAUACCACACAGAAAAUGUUUUCUAACUCUCUGACACUGACCCUUUCAGGCUUGAUCCUAAUUGUGGCGUUUUGGUGACUGUCACUUUAAAUUCAAAUGACAUUUUCAAGAGAGGGCGGAGCUACAAAUGCCUGUAUGUCAGCAUAGUGGCAGACUCAAAAACAAGACUAAUGUCCUAUGCUAAUGAGGGAGAGAAGGUCACUAGUGGGCGUGGCUUUCCGCCUCUGAUGACACGUACAAAGAGAGAAUGUCAAUCAAAGUGUUUCUGCAGACUGUUAUCAUCAAGUGGGAUUGUAAAAAAUACAAUUAAUUAAUUUGUACCUUUAGAAGCUGGUUAAAUUCACACAAUGAUAUUACACAACUGUGUUUAAACCUCUUAUAAAAGUUAUUUUUUCAUAA
Molecule: messenger RNA, 2482 nt
Organism: Danio aesculapii
Lineage: Eukaryota; Metazoa; Chordata; Actinopteri; Cypriniformes; Danionidae
Gene: asb14a
Product: ankyrin repeat and SOCS box containing 14a
Exons: 11
Coding region: 102-1868 (588 amino acids)
Biological process (GO): protein localization to ciliary inversin compartment; intracellular signal transduction
Cellular component (GO): cytoplasm; ciliary inversin compartment
Molecular function (GO): protein binding
Source: RefSeq, a predicted model, not a curated record